AUGUCCCACGACCACGCCGGUGUCUCGCUCCAGGUCACUGUGUACUUGGAGCCAAAAGACGUCCCCACCUUCCUUGAUGCCCUCUGGAGCGUAUACGAGAAGAUCCUCGAGGAGGAAAACUGCACCUUGUUUGAAAUCCACCAGUCCAUCGAGGACAAGGGGCAGAUUCUGAUGUUUAAGAAUUGGUCUGCAUCAAGGGAGUGGGUGACUGAGGUCGGAAUGACACGGCCGUAUCUCGAAGAGUAUCAUGCGAAGACCGAGCCUCUCUUUAUCAGGCCGAAGCAGGUAGUGAUUCAGGAGCGUCUGGGUGGGAAGUUUAGUGUUGUCAAGAAGAGCAAUGGGCAGAUUCGGCCUGGUGGUGGUGAUGGGGGUCACGAUGAUGGAAGAACUAAUUGA
Molecule: messenger RNA, 396 nt
Organism: Aspergillus mulundensis
Lineage: Eukaryota; Fungi; Ascomycota; Eurotiomycetes; Eurotiales; Aspergillaceae
Product: putative quinol monooxygenase
Exons: 3
Coding region: 1-396 (131 amino acids)
Source: RefSeq, a predicted model, not a curated record